Messenger RNA from Clupea harengus (Atlantic herring), 1883 nucleotides. It is a transcript of the gene tmprss5, whose product is annotated as transmembrane serine protease 5. The record is from RefSeq and is a predicted model, not a curated record. Gene Ontology annotation, biological process: proteolysis. Gene Ontology annotation, cellular component: membrane. NCBI's taxonomy places the organism in Eukaryota, Metazoa, Chordata, Actinopteri, Clupeiformes, Clupeidae. Gene Ontology annotation, molecular function: serine-type endopeptidase activity.
UAAACAUCAGCACGCAGUAGUUAGUCCGCGGCUAACAAGCGCUCGCUCCUCUCCCCCAGUGUUUCACUCGUCGGCAGGGAAAGCGGCGGCACAAAGGCUGCUCCGGCUCCUGGCCGCGCUGUGUGUCCUCGGCCUGCUGGGGGGAGUGGCCGUGGGAGUGUGGUACAUCGUGAAGCUGAUGUUGAAGCCUACCUCCUCUCAGAGCCCGGCUGGGCUAGGGGACACAAAAGAGACGUCCUUCUGUAAUGUGACAGAGGACAUAGCUGUGGCAGACCCCCGCAAAGUUUUUUACAGGAUCAGUGCCGAGAACUCACUGCUGGAGAUCCAGCUGGAGAGGCUGCCCACCUGGCUGCCCGUCUGCUACGAGCGCUGGAACUCCUCGCUGGGCACUCUGGUGUGCCGACAGCUGGGCUACCUCAGGUUGACCAAACAUAAAGGAGUCAAUUUAACUGACAUUGGACCAAAUUACAAAGAUGGGUUUGUUCAGAUCACCUCAGAACACAAGGCCAGUCUGGAGAGCUUAUGGCAGUUCAGGGGAAGCUGCAGCACAGGAAAGGUUAUAGCUCUGAAGUGUUUUGAGUGUGGCACUCGCGCCAAGCUGCCUCGGAUCAUCGGGGGGGUGGAGGCUACGCUGGGCAGGUGGCCGUGGCAGGUGAGCCUCUACUACAGCAACAGACACACCUGUGGAGGCUCCAUCAUCACCAGCCACUGGAUCAUCACCGCAGCGCACUGCGUGCACAACUACAGACUACCUCAAGUGUCCAGUUGGGUGGUCUAUGCUGGGAUUGUGACUCGAAACUCAGCCAAGAUGGCGGAGUACACAGGCCAUGCCGUGGAGAGGAUCAUCUACAACAAGAACUACAACCACAGGAGUCAUGACAACGACAUCGCACUGAUGAAACUCAAAACGCCUAUGAACUUCUCAGACACCGUCAGACCUGUGUGCCUGCCCAAGUACGACCUCGACCUGCCUGGAGGGACCCAGUGCUGGAUCUCAGGCUGGGGAUACACUCAGCCUGACGAUGUUCAUAUUCCAGAUACGCUGAAGGAGGCGCCGGUGCCCCUCAUCAGCACCAAGAAGUGCAACAGCUCCUGCAUGUACAACGGAGAGAUCACGUCCAGAAUGCUGUGUGCGGGGUACACGGAGGGCAAAGUGGACGCGUGCCAGGGGGACAGUGGCGGUCCGCUGGUGUGCCAGGAGGACGGCGUGUGGAGGCUGGUUGGGGUGGUGAGCUGGGGGACCGGCUGCGCUGAGCCUAACCACCCUGGAGUCUACACCAAAGUGGCCGAGUUCCUGGGCUGGAUCUACGACAUGAUCGAGGAUUAUUGAGGGAGGAGGAGAGCGGAGAUCUGCACUCAACCCAACCAAAGGACGGAGAGAGCUGACUGGAGAGAGGGUGGGCCUUCUCCCCACAAAGAGCAGCUCUUUGUGUUACACACACAAGGCUCAAGACUAAAGAACCUGCAGUGUGUGUGUGUGAGGGGGUCCUCUUCUGUAAAAAACUGCUGAUCUUCUGUAAAAAACUGCUGACCUUAUUGGGGAAGGUCAAACCCCAACUGACCAACCCCCACCCACUCCUCCGACCCCCAUUACAACCCCCCCCCCCUGACCUGACCCCCGCUACAACCCCCCGACCCCCGCUACAACCGUGGACUGGAGCAAAGCCCAUCUCUUCACCUCUACCUCUGCCAUUUUUAAAGUUAUUAGCUCAUUUAAUUUUUUUGUACACUAUUUUACAAACAAAUCAGCAAAACUGAUAACAGUAAUAAUGAUUAUAGAUGUUGGUCACUCAUGUCUCGCGUACUGUAUUGGAGUCCUCAAUAAAAGUGCAUGUGUAUGCAAAAUCAUUUUAUGUCAAUCAAAUAAACUUGUGAUGGGAUAC